Messenger RNA from Anneissia japonica, 513 nucleotides. RefSeq lists its product as uncharacterized. The record is from RefSeq and is a predicted model, not a curated record. The coding region runs from base 1 to 513 and encodes 170 amino acids. Lineage: Eukaryota; Metazoa; Echinodermata; Crinoidea; Comatulida; Comatulidae. The transcript is spliced from 2 exons.
AUGAAACUUGAAGAAAAAAUUAAUAACUGGGAUACUGAAAAUAUAAAAACUGCUGAUUCAAUUUGGGAAUCUUGGAAAAAUAUUUUGAUUGAAGCAGCAAAAGAAGGAAUAGGAACUAGAGUUAUAAAUUACAAACAAAAACCAUGGUCAUGGUUUGACAAGGAAGUAGAUGUUGCUAUCGAAGAAAGGAAAGCAGCAUGUCGUCUCCAUCGAAAUGAUACCUUUUCGGAAGUCCAAGGAGGUUUUCGUAGAACAUAUAGAUGUGAUGAUCAUAUUUUUACUCUCAAAAACGUGGCAGCUUGCCGGCUAAAUGAAAACAAACACACUUAUAUGGCCUUCUUGGACUUUCGAGAAGCUUUUGACAGCGUUUGGCGUAAUGGCUUACUUAAAGCUGUUUGGUUAUCGGGUAUUAGGGGAAAGAUUUGGAGAAUGGGUGAUAAACUUUAUUCAGAGGUUAAUGGUAUAGUUAGACUCGGAGAUACAGACACAGAACUCUUUGAGAUUGAACAAUGA